UUUCCUGCCAAGCACUCUCAGGCUAGCAGUGCUUCCUGUGGCAGCACCGAAACAGAUACAUCGUUGAAAAUUCAGAGAAAGCUCAAAAUCUUUCCACGGUCUGAAUUCACGUCUUUGGAUAAAUCGCAAAGAGAAGUCCGUGUUGCAGUGCAUGUGCCUAUCCUGUUGACCUUGGCAAUCUCUUGGUAGUGGAGCUUGCCCUGACGCUCCUGUGAUUGGUUGUUAUACCAAGCCGCUUGACUGUCAAUCAACGUUGGAAGUUCGGUCUCUCUGAUCGGUGCCAGCAUUUCCUCCUACUUAAUUUAUCUUCUCCGGUAUUUUGCAAGGUGGAAAAAUGACAUCUGCUCCACACAACUUUUCCUGGAUUGAACCAAAUAAAUUAGCAGGAAUGGCCUUGCCACGUUUACCUGCCCAUUAUCAAUAUUUGUAUGACAAUGGCAUUCGACAUCUAGUUACACUUUGUGAAAGAAAGCCACCAUAUCAUGACACCUUACCAGCAAUAAAGAUUCAUCAUAUAAGGAUCUAUGACUUUUGUUCGCCUUCUUUUGAACAAAUCAACAAAUUUCUUUCAAUUGUUGAAGAAGCCAAUGCAAAGGGUGAAGGAGUUGGAGUCCAUUGCCUUCAUGGUUUUGGGAGAACUGGAACAAUGCUUGCCUGUUAUCUUGUAAAAAGUAGGAAAAUAACAGGCGUUGAUGCAAUUGAAGAAAUACGAAGAAUUCGCCGCGGUUCAAUAGAAACGAGUGAACAAGAGAAAACGGUUAUACAGUUUCAUCACCAUAUAAAAUAAGAAUUUCUCAUUGCCAGCUAAAGAUUUUUAUCUCUUACAAACUCAUUAUUUUAUAAUAUGGAAACCUUCAACCUCAGAAACUGGUCUAGCACUUUUUAAGAAUGGACAUUUCUAAUGCACUUAUAUAAAUCAAGUGACAAGUUUUGUUUUAAUAAACUUCCUGUGAACUUCUCUGUAAAUGUUACUUAUUUUUGUUCUACAGUAGAUGCUUUGACUAGUUGCAUCAGAACAAAGCUCACUGCUGAAAUGUGUCCUGACCUAUAAUGUUAUUUGUUGUCUCCUUGCACUUGACGACAUAGAAGCUAAGAUUUGUUGCAAAAUAUGUAAAGUAAAUCACUGUAAAUGCUUUAAUAUAUAAUUAUAGCCCAGAAAAAAAUGAUUAAAUGUGCCAAGAUAGUUUGCUUCCAAAGAGGCAGUAAAAUAUACUUUGCUGAAAUCUGACCAUUUUAAAUAAAUGUUUUUUUUCUCUGCUUGAAGAACUAUAGGACAAAUUAGAAGAAUAAAAUAAUUGCCACUGUUGCCAUUAUCACUUCAUGCAAUCAACCAGUGCUGAAUUAAAGCUCUUUGUGUUAGUACUACCCUGAUAGUAUGGUGCUUUGCAAUAUAUACAGUGUGUAUAAAAAGUACCCCCCCCCAGAAGUUUUUAUGAUUUAUUGUUUUACAACAUUGAAUCACAGUGGAUUUAAUUUGGCUUUUUUGAUACUGAUCAACAGAAAGGGAUUAUUUUGUGUCAAUGUGAAAGCAAAUGAUCCACAUUAAUUACAAAUAGAAAACACAAAAUAAUUGAUUGCAUAAGUAUUCACCCACUUUAAUAUGACACAUCAAAUCAUAACUCAAGCAGCCAAUUGGUUUUAAGAGUUAUAUAAUUAGUUAAAUGGAGAUCACCUGUGUGCAGUUAGGGUGUUUCAAUUGAUUAUAGUGAAAAUACACCUGGAAGUUCCAACUGCUGGUGAGUCAGUAUCCUGACAAAAACUACAUCAUGAAGACAACAGAACACUCCAAGCAACUCUGCAGAAAUGUUAUUGAAAAGCACAAAUCAGGAGAUAAAUAUGAGAAAAUUUCCAAGUCAUUGAAUAUCCCUUGGAAUAAAUCAAUCAUCAAGGAAUGAAAAUAAUAUGGCCCAGCUGUAAAUCUACUUGGAGCAGGCCAUCCACAAACACUGAAUGACCGUGCAAGAAGGGGACUAGUGAGGGAGGCCACCAAGAGACAUAUAAUGACAGCAGGAGUUACAAACUUCAGUGGCUGAGAUGGGAGAGACUGCACAUAAAACAACUGUUGCUCAAUUGCUUCACCACUUGCAGCUUUAUGGGAGAGUGGUAAAGAGUUUAAAAAAACAUGAAAUCGCAGUUAAAGUUUGCUAGAAAGCCUACAGAAGACUGAAGUCAGCAGGAAGAAGGUUCUAUGGUCUGAUGAAACCAAAAUAGAGCUUUUUGACCAUUAGACUACAUCAUGAAAACUACACCACACCUACUGUGAAGCACGGUGGUAACUGCAUCAUGCUGUGAGGGUGCUUCUGUGCAGCAUUCCCUGGAAGGCUUGUGAAGGUAGAGGGUGAAAUGAUUGCAGCAAAAUACAGGGAAAACCUGAGAUAGUAUGCAAGGGAACUGCAAUUUGGGAGCAAAUUUGUGUUCCAGCAAGACAAUGACCCCAAGCAUAAAGACAAAGCUACAUGGGAAUGAUUUAAAAGCAACAAAAUUAAUGUCCUGGGUUGGCCAUGUCAGAGUCCAGACUUCAAUCCAAUUGAGAAUUUUGGCUGGACUUGAAAAGGGCUCUUUACUCAAUGGACCCAUGCAAUCUGACAGACCUUGAGCCAUUUCUUAAAGAAGAACGGGGAAAAAUUGCAAUAUCCAGGUGUGCAAAGCUGAUAGAGACCUAUCCACAAAUACUCACGGCUGUGAUUGCUGUCAAAGGUGCAUCUCCUAAAUACUGACUUGAAGGGGGUGAGUAAUUAUGUAAUUAUUUUGUGUUUAAUAAUUGUACUAAAUUGAGACCAAUUUGUUUUCACUUUGCCACAAGGGUAUUUUUCUGUUGAUUAGUGUCGAAAAAAGCCCAAUUAAAUUUACUGUGACUCAAUGUUGUAAAACAAUAACAUGAAAACUUCUUUUGUGGGGGGGGGGGGGUAAAUACUUUUCAUAGGUACUGUAUUUUAAAGCGAUGUAUUCAGUGCAAGCUCACUUGGAUUUUAUUAACUAAUAAUUGCCUCUAAAAAUAUAGCAUUGAUGGAAUAUCAUCUACAUGAAAUAUUAGCUGUGAUUAUGUCAUAGCUAUUUGUUACAACAUGGUUACAGGUAUAUUAUUCCUUUGGAGCCUGUCUCCCACCACACUGAAUAAAGGGGGUGUCUUCGUGCAAAGUCUGUUGCAUUCAUAAAACAGAUUUGAUUGCUAGUGAGGCCCUGCUCUUAGGCAGGCCCGCCAUCUGUUAAUUUUUUUUUAAAUGUCCACAGUCAGUAAUUAUAUCUCAUGCAACUUAAGCCCAGUAUCGUUGGUGACUAAAUGUGAAACACAGUACAGCACAGGAACAGACCCCUUUGGCUUAUGAUGCUUGCAUUGAAUUCACUGCCAAAUUAAACUAAAUCUCUUUUGUCUGCACGUAAUAUAUAUUCCAUCAUUCCUUGCAUAUUCACAUGUCUGUGCAACAGCCUCUUUAGCAACUACAAUCGUAUCUGCUUCCACCACUCACCUGGUAGCCUGCUCUAGUAAAAUGUCAAUUAAAAUUAAAUGUAAAAUUCCGGUUGGAAAAUUCUUAAUCAACAGCUGCUUACACAUUUUGAGGAUAUGCCAAAGAAUAGAAGUUCUCAGCACAGAGAUCAUGAAAUCUUUGUGGGGAAUUAUGUUUCCCCCUGGUUACUAUGAAUUACGGUUGUAUCACCAGUGCUCGGUUAUUAGUGCUCUUCAGAAUGGUUCUCAUGGUUCUGUCAGGUUUGAAUUGAUAUGUUGGACUCUUAUUUGUUUGAAGAUUAAAUUGAGUGGUUGCUCUCGCAG
This is a messenger RNA of Hypanus sabinus (Atlantic stingray), 3769 nucleotides long. RefSeq names its product dual specificity phosphatase 23b (gene dusp23b). Gene Ontology annotation, molecular function: protein tyrosine/serine/threonine phosphatase activity. Gene Ontology annotation, biological process: cilium assembly; protein dephosphorylation. Bases 335 to 787 code for a protein of 150 amino acids. The transcript has 3 exons. NCBI's taxonomy places the organism in Eukaryota, Metazoa, Chordata, Chondrichthyes, Myliobatiformes, Dasyatidae. The record is from RefSeq and is a predicted model, not a curated record.